UCCUUCCACUGUUUCCAUACCCACACAAUGGCCAGUGAAAGGUGCCAUGAGACAUCAGUAGUUAUCAGACACAGAGAGAGAAUAAAAGCAACAGGAACUUCAUUGCAGGAGCACAGGAUGCCACUCUCCAAUCUAGACUUCUUGCUGCCACCGGUAGACGUUGGGGUCUUCUUUGUCUAUCGAAACCGUGAACAUCAGUUGAGGUCAUCAUCAAAGUUCGACACUCUAAAGACAUCAUUGAGUGAAGCACUGGCAACCUAUUAUCCGCUUGCUGGUGUCAUCACGGAGAACCUCAGAGGGGAGCCAGAGUUACUCUGCAACAAUAGCGGGGUGGACUUUCUUGAAGCUUACUUUGAGCGAGGGAUAGCUGAACUAGAUCUAUAUAAUCCUGAAGAAUGCCUCGAAGGAAAGCUGGUGCCGCGAAAGGAUGAAGGAGUGUUCUGCAUCCAAGCCACAGAACUCAAAUGCGGGGGUCUGGUGAUCGCUUGUGUGUUUGACCACAGGAUCGCUGAUGCCUACUCUAUCAACAUGUUCUUACUUGGUUGGUCUCAGCUUGCCUGUUCUAAGCCGAUCUCUAUUAUCCCAUGCUUUUACUGUUUUCCUCAUCAAUUACAUUAUGCUAGCCUCUGCAAUUCCUCUAUUACCAAUCUUUAUGUCCCCGCCUCUUCACUCUCUCUAUCAAAUAAUUGCAGCCUCACCAGCCGUAUAUACCAUGUUUCUCUCGAACACAUCAACCGCCUCCAAAUUCUCUCUAAAGCCACCACCAAACUACAAGCCUUCAGUGCAUUUCUCUGGCAAACAAUCGCCAAGGGUAUGAAAUGCAACCCUGAAAAUUUCUGCAAGAUGGCUAUUGUGGUUGACGGGCGGUCAAGACUUAAUCAUGACAUGUCUACUUAUUUUGGGAAUUUACUAGGAGUAGUUUUUAGAAAGCACACAGCCAAAGAUUUAAGCUCGAUGAAAUUAAGUGAGGUUGUGGGCAUAGUCGAAGAAAUGAUAAAGGAAGGCACAAAGGAGGAACACUUUUUGGAGUUAGACAACAUGAUAGGCAAACAAAGUAUAAAAGGAGUCCGAUCAAGGAUAUACUCGGAAGAGGAAAGCGAUGGAGCGGCAUUUAUAGUGUCAUCAGGAAGAAAGUUUCCGAUGUCAGAAGUAGAUUUUGGAUGGGGUCAGCCAAAUUUUGGAUCAUAUCACUUCGGCUGGGGUGGGAAAGUUGGCCAUAUUAUGCCAAUACCAAGCACUAGUUGUGAAGAGGAGUGGGUAGUUUGUGCAAGGCUAAUGGAAUGGCAGGUGGUGGCGCUGGAGACGUACGGUGAGGGUAUAUUUCGGUCUCUCACAUCUGGCCAUCUCAUGCUGUUUAGUGACUCUGCUGAAGAAUGAACAUACCUGAUGUCCAGUGCAAAUCUAAAACUGUUUGUUUGUAUGUCCAUUAGAUAUCCUAUUGAUCCAAAAUAAGCCGUUCGGGAGUUAGCGUCUUCUUAUUCUGUAUGAUCAAACCAGCUUUAGUUUCUUCUUAUUCUUGUAUGAUCAAACCAGCUUUUACAUUUAGGCUUAAAUGCUACCUAGCGUGUGGAUCGAUAACUUAAAAUUCAAAUGGCAAUUGGGCAUAUAAAGAUCAGAUCUCGUGAUAUUCCAACACUUGUAUAUUCUCUGUUAGAUCUGAUACUUUUCUUUCUUUUCUUCAACAUGUGGAGAGUUCUAACUUUGACUAUAGAAUUUGCGAAGUGCAAGAAGUCUUUAGUUUGGACCACUAACUGACAAUGAUGGGCCAUUAGCUCUACAAAUGAGUAAAACCAACGUGAAACGAGAGCGACAGAAUCCUGUCUUAUGAUUGGGGACAUGCCCCAGCUCAACAGAAGCAGAAUGGCGAAACUAGGAACGCGGCACCCGGAUGAAGAACAAGGAAAUACACAGAUACAGAUAAUUAUGGAGUUGGCUCUCAAGCCUACAUUCACGAGACAAGAGGAAAUGGUUUCAAUAGGAUCAAUAUGACAGAAAAUGGAGGAUUUAAGGUAGUGUCUCUAACACUUGAAAUCUGACCUUUUUGAAACCCCACAAUAACAGACGUUUCCACCCUCUGGGAAACCAUUGAGUAUAACAAGUUUCACAAAUGAAUUCCCCAAUAUCCUACGUUCACAUGAAGCAGACAUAUAUUGCAUUCAAGUUUUGUAAGUUUAAAUUCUA
Messenger RNA from Asparagus officinalis (garden asparagus), 2181 nucleotides. RefSeq names its product anthranilate N-benzoyltransferase protein 1-like. The coding region runs from base 28 to 1377 and encodes 449 amino acids. Gene Ontology annotation, molecular function: acyltransferase activity, transferring groups other than amino-acyl groups. NCBI's taxonomy places the organism in Eukaryota, Viridiplantae, Streptophyta, Magnoliopsida, Asparagales, Asparagaceae. The transcript is spliced from 2 exons. The record is from RefSeq and is a predicted model, not a curated record.